AUGGUACGGUUCAGAGUCUGCAAGUCAGUUGCUGCACUUCAUGCUUUCGGCGAGCUUAGCAAACACCUGUUUUGCCUCAUCAGGAUCGCCGCUAUGAUGCAAGGAAGCAUAAACCGAAAAAAGGCUGCACUUAUUGACAUUCGAGAUAUCUGCGCCCGGAUAUUAGAGCCUGAACUUCCACUUGCUCUCCGUCUCUCCGGGAUCCUAAUGGGUGGUGCGGUCAUUGUGUAUUCAAAGAAAGUCACGUUUCUUCUGGAGGAUGCCAAAGCUUUCAUGGCAAAGAUUAACGCGGCCCUGGUUGUGAAGCGAGAUGACAAAACGCUGCCGAGGGAGAAAGGCCAAGCAAGGUUUGGGGUUGAUGAUCAACCACCUAUGACAUUUCAAGACGAAGGUGCUGCCGACGCGAUGUGGCAAGACAUUUUGAAGGGGAUGAAUUCGCCGAAGCCGAGCACCCCUCAAGGACCUCACCCAGAAACCAUCAUUGAAGACCAGCAAGAAGCAGGCCAGCCACAAAAUAUUCGGGAUCAGACCGCUGCACCUGAGUCUCCUGAACAAAAUGAGGCUCCAAAGCGAUCACGGCAACUUAAACGGAAGGCACGUCCAAAGAAAGUUGUUAUGGAUGAGGAUAGGACAGAGGUGGCCCCGAUGGAAUUCAACCGAUGGCUGCAAGACACGUCAAAAGAUCGGAAGGCCCUUCUGGAAAAAUCCCUUGAAUCUCUCAUUGACCUUCCCUUGACUGGAAGUAUCACAAUGGACGGGUUUGUAGCUUCCAGAUGGUCUAAAGGAAUGAUGCGGACGUGGAACAGAUAUGUACGAAAAGAUACAUUCAGAAGCGAUCCUGAAACAUACGAGAUGCAUGCCUCGAAGAAAGCUCGUAUGGAAAGUGGAAGUGACAAGGACCCUGAGAUGCCAAAUCAGGCCAUGCUUGAUGAUUUCGGAUCUGCUGAAGCUAUGAGGGAGAGAAAUGAGACGCCAGUAGUGGCAGAAAAUGGCGUACGACGUGAUGACGUGACUCCACCUGCUCAAGGGCUUUUGGAUCUUGAACGAACAAAGAACUCUUCGGGUGGGGUCCCACUUCCAAUGGAGGAGGAAAAUCAACCAGACUUCUAUAGAGGAAACCGUCCUCAAAACAUAGCAGAUUUCUUGAUUGAAGGCUCGCCACAGAUUCCUCAAAACUUGGCUGAUGAUUUAACUGCUCAAUUUCCCGGGCAGAGUGCUGAAAAGUUUUCUUCCAAACAUAGCAGCAGUGGACUGCGAGGUGCACUGAGCCAGUUUGGUGUAUCCGAGCCCUUGCAAGAAACGGAUGCAACACAGACACAAUUCCCUGCAACUUCCAUUGACAAGAGGACAGCAUCUCUUGCUGGAUUUUUCCGCCAGCAAGUCUUCAGCAAUCCAGAAAUUAGAUUCGCAUCACUGCAUGAACUUCUAGCAGACUGCAACAGGCAGCAAGCAGCCCGCAUCUUUUACCAAACAUGUGUUCUUGCAACGAUGAACUACCUCAAGGUCAAGCAAGCCACUCCUUACAGUGAUAUUGAGAUCCUUGCGGGAGGAUUUUUGUGA
Molecule: messenger RNA, 1560 nt
Organism: Closterium sp. Yama58-4
Lineage: Eukaryota; Viridiplantae; Streptophyta; Zygnematophyceae; Desmidiales; Closteriaceae
Source: the annotation of a GenBank genome assembly